GUCAAUAGUUUAAAUCAUUUUCAAUUAAUAAUGUACAUUUAAGGCACUUUUGAAGAUUGAUAUUGAAUCUUCUUCAUGUAUUUUAGCAUACGUGGUUUAAAAUAUUUUUCUUUAUAUACUAAUAUGGUAAUCGGAGUUAUAACCGGAGGUUGAAUGAGACAAUUUACCGUAUAGUCUAACAGCAGAGCAUUGUUAGGACUUAGUGGAGAUUAAACACGAAGUAAGGAACAGCCGAUGUGGCAUUCGUGACUGGAACCUGGUCUAUGUAUAAUUUUGUGAAUUAUCUUAUGUGAUGGACUAAUUGAUUCAUUCAGGAUGACGGAACAUUACACGCACCCUGUCGCGAGACGGGCACCAGCGCGGCGUCCGCCGCGUAUCGAGAUGCAAAUCCGCCGAGGAAUGUAUGACCAACGCCACGGUGAUCCGUGGGAUUAUGGAAACGAGGCUGUAUGUGACUGUUUUCCAAGGACAAGUAAACACACAAUCCCUUCAAUGUUUUACGAUAAAAUCGCUUGUCCACAUACAAAUUAUGCACAUAUUCAACCGGCACAGGAAACACAGUUUAAUUAUCCAUGGACUGCAAACUCGCUUAGUAGACAGAAAGCACGCGGAGAAGAUGACGAACUAAGCGAAAGACUUUCUCUUAUAUCUGAAGAGGAUGACCAGCUUCGAUUUUCACCAAACCCUUUACAACGCAACGAUCCUGAUGUUCUUUCAAUACAAACCGCGCCACCGUACUGGUAUAAGCGGGAAGGCGACGCGAGAGACAGUAAACCCCCUUUUACCGCACCGGUAAAUGACACACAGAUUCUCACGAAUGGCCGUCGUGCUCAAUCAAUGCAAGACAUACGCGAUCCAGCGUACAGAACCGACGGAAUGACACCGACGGGAAAUAAUUACAGCCCAACUGGUAACCGACGGAACAGCCGUUUAUCAAACCGCCAGUUUACUGGAACUUACGUCGAUCCGCGUGGUAAAGCGUACAACUACAAUGUCAAUUACACUGGAACCCCGAACCAAAAUGCUACACGAAAACCCGUGCAGGACUCAAGAAAACCCGGAACAGCACUGCGAUAAAAUAUUGAAUUUCUAAUGUGUCAGAUUUAGCUUAUUAUUGAAAAAAAUCUAAAACAGUUUUUGUGGUACACUUCAACAAUGAGUGCUUUUAUAUCAUGUCAGCCAGGAAAAGACGACUCUUUACAUUCUAUCUUUAUGCAACCUUUUGUUGAAUUAUAUUAAAGGGAUGUAAUAGAUUAAACAAUAUUGAUAAAUCUGCUGACAUUCGUAUCACAUUAUAGCCAAGAAAAUAGUCAAAGAAAAAGCAUAACGUUUUGAAUUGCACUUGGCAUUUCGUUUGUGUUCCUAAUAGGUGUGUUCUAAAACCACGAGUAUGUCUGAAUAAUGAAGGCAAUGAUGAUAUAAUGUGAAAAUAUUUAUUAUUGUAUAUGAAUCAAGACAUUCAAAACAUGACUGAAACCAA
Mercenaria mercenaria is the source of this 1480-nucleotide messenger RNA. RefSeq lists its product as uncharacterized. The transcript has 3 exons. NCBI's taxonomy places the organism in Eukaryota, Metazoa, Mollusca, Bivalvia, Venerida, Veneridae. Bases 316 to 1077 code for a protein of 253 amino acids. The record is from RefSeq and is a predicted model, not a curated record.